AUGGCUUCACAAAAGCCCGUGAUCAUUGUCGGCGCUGGCCUCGCGGGCCUCGUCGCAGCAUUUGAACUUUCCGAGCGUAAGAUUCCUGUGCUUCUACUCGACCAGGAAAAUGAGCACAACCUCGGCGGACAGGCCUUUUGGUCGCUCGGCGGUGUUUUCAUGGUCGAUUCUUCGUAUCAGCGCAGAAUGGGCAUCAAGGAUUCGCGGGAGUUGGCGAUGAGGGAUUGGAUGGGCUCCGCGCGCUUUGAUCGCGAGGUGGAGGAUCACUGGCCGCGCCAGUGGGCAAAGGCCUUUGUGGACUUUGCGGCUGAUGAGAUGGAGGAUUAUGUCAAGGCGCGAGGGCUCGGGUUUUUGUACAAUGUUGGUUGGGCUGAGAGGGGUGACGGGACUGCCGAAGGCCAUGGGAAUUCCGUCCCAAGAUUUCACGUCAGCUGGGGCACGGGACCAGAGGUGGUGAGGGUCUUUGCUGACCCUGUCAAGAAAGCUGCAGAGAAGGGUAUCGUGACUUUCAAGUUCAGACACGCGGUUGAUGAGUUGAUCGUCGAUGAGUCCGGACGAGCCGUUGGAGUUAGAGGCCGGAUUUUGGAAGACGACGAUGCUGCGCGUGGAAUCAAAUCCUCACGGGUUGAGAAGGAGAAGUUUGAAAUUUACGGCUCAGCGGUUGUUGUUUCUUCGGGUGGUAUUGGAGGGAACGUCGACGCUGUCAAAGCUGCAUGGCCUGUCGACAGGUUGGGUCCCAAAGUACCAGAGACCUUUGUCGUUGGCGUUCCGGCGCACGUCGAUGGUCGUAUGAUCGGUAUAUCAGAAUCCGCCGGCGCCAACGUCAUCAACCGUGAUAGAAUGUGGCAUUACACCGAAGGUCUUCAGAACUGGAACCCCAUCUGGCCGGACCACGGCAUUCGAGUUCUCCCAGCACCGUCAUCUCUGUGGCUCGAUGCAAACGGCAAGCGACUACCGCCCUUCCUCUACCCGGGUACAGACACCAUGGCGACGCUGAAGUAUAUCUGCAGCACAGGGUAUGACUACACAUGGUUCAUCCUCGACCAAAGCAUCAUCGCCCGCGAAUUUGCACUCUCUGGCUCAGAACAGAACCCCGACGUUACGGGGAAGAGUAUAUGGAUGCUACUCACUAGAGUCUUUGGCAAGAAAGGCACUGUCCCCGUGCAGAACUUCCAAAAGCACGGCAAGGAUUUCGUCGUCCGUGAUAAUCUGGAAGAUUUAGUGGUUGGCAUGAACGAACUUGCCAAAGCCCGCAACGGCCCUCUGCUGGAAUACGACGCCAUCAAAGGAGUUGUCGAAGCCCGCGAUGCCCAGAUGGACAACCCGUACUCCAAAGACGCACAGGCGAUGCUCAUCAACAACGCAAGGACAUACUGGCCCGACCGUCGCAGCCGCGUUGCCCCACCGCACCGACUCCUCGACAAAGCCCACGGACCGUUAAUCGCAGUCCAGAUGAAUCUGCUGACACGCAAGACGCUCGGCGGAAUCGAGACGAACCUCGACAGCAACGUCAUGCGAGCAGACGGGACUGCGUUCCCGGGGCUAUACGCCGCUGGUGAAGUUGCAGGUUUCGGUGGAGGUGGUGUCCAUGGGUAUAAUUCUCUUGAGGGGACGUUUGUAGGAGGCUGCAUCUUUUCUGGACGGGCUGCUGGGAGGGCUAUCGUUCGUCAGAUCCUGGGUGAGAGCGAUGAUGCUGGGGCCGAGAAUGGGAAGCCUGUAAGUUCUCGUCUCUGA
Molecule: messenger RNA, 1734 nt
Organism: Fusarium sp. VM40
Lineage: Eukaryota; Fungi; Ascomycota; Sordariomycetes; Hypocreales; Nectriaceae
Source: the annotation of a GenBank genome assembly